Ambispora leptoticha is the source of this 1278-nucleotide messenger RNA. The record is from the annotation of a GenBank genome assembly. Lineage: Eukaryota; Fungi; Glomeromycota; Glomeromycetes; Archaeosporales; Ambisporaceae.
AUGUCUUCAGACGUUUCUCAACGCCUUACUGCAAUCGGUUCCAUUGCCUCACAAAAAGAUAAAACUAUUGAAUACAGGGCAUUACUAGACACAAUACUUGCCGGUUCAGAAACACCAAAUACUGAGGAUAUCACGAAGAAUACUAUUCUUGCCACAAAUUUGGAAACUUUUGUAGACUACAUAGUCCAAGAACAAGUCGGCUUGGUAAUUUCGCGUCAGGUGCUGACUGACUUUGUGCAAGGUGUCGGAAAAAUUGGAAAUAAUGAAGUAAAAAAACGCGUAUUGCACUUUUCCUUAUCGAAAAUUCAACCUCGUGUUGUUAGUUUUGAGGAACAGAUUUCAACUAUCCGUGAAAAAUUAGCUGAAAUUUAUGAAAUUGAAGAAGAUUUUAUAGAGGCAGCACGAGUACUUCAAGGAAUCCCAUUAGAUUCUGGUCAUCGUACUAUUCCCGAUGAAUAUAAGCUUUCAAUUUAUAUCAAAAUUGUCCGUCUUUUACUGGAGGAAGAUGAAGCUGUUUCAGCGGAGACCUAUUUAAGUCGUGCGUCCUUAUUAAUCCCAGGCUGUAAAGAUCAAGAGAUUAAUUUAACUUUUAAGCUCUCUCAGGCAAAGAUUUUCGAUUUCAAACGACGGUUUCUAGAAGCAAGCUCAAAAUAUCAUGAGUUAAGUUAUGUGACGGAAUUAGCUCCAGAAGAGAGGACACUUGCUUUAAAUGCAGCCAUUACAUGUGCCGUAUUAGCCGGAGCGGGUCCUCAACGUUCACGAAUGCUUGCUACACUAUAUAAAGACGAACGUGUACAACGCCUUCCGCAUUUCUCAAUCUUGGAGAAAAUGUACUUGGAUCGUGUACUUCGUCCGUCGGAAGUAAAAGAUUUUGCCGAAACUCUUAAAGAGCAUCAACGUGCUAUUCUUGCCGACGGGACAACUGUGCUUGAUCGCGCAGUGAUUGAACAUAACUUACUGUCCGCUUCACGUCUCUAUAAUAAUAUCACAUUUGAAGAACUUGGCACGUUGCUUUCAAUCUCGCCCGAUCAAGCCGAGCAAAUAGCUAGUUCUAUGAUUGAGCAAGGUCGAAUGCAAGGUACCAUCGAUCAAAUUGAACGUUUGAUAUUUUUCGAGACAGCCAAUACGGCGGGUGAAGGUAAUGAAGAUGUACCCACGGGGGUGCUGGGAGCUAAAUGGGAUUCAGCAAUACAGAACGUUUGUCAUCAUGUAGAAGAGAUUGUAAAUGCCAUUGGGAUCAAAUAUCCUCAUUUAUUACAAAAGACUACUUUCCAAUGA